Chionomys nivalis (European snow vole) is the source of this 6225-nucleotide messenger RNA. It is a transcript of the gene Srsf11, whose product is annotated as serine and arginine rich splicing factor 11. Gene Ontology annotation, cellular component: nucleoplasm. Gene Ontology annotation, biological process: RNA splicing. Gene Ontology annotation, molecular function: RNA binding. NCBI's taxonomy places the organism in Eukaryota, Metazoa, Chordata, Mammalia, Rodentia, Cricetidae. The record is from RefSeq and is a predicted model, not a curated record. The transcript has 12 exons. The coding region runs from base 3317 to 4198 and encodes 293 amino acids.
GCCUUUGCCAGUCUCCUCUCGUGUCUGCUUUGUUAAGUUCCAUGAUCCAGACUCGGCAGUUGUGGCACAGCAUCUGACAAACACUGUGUUCGUUGACAGAGCUUUGAUAGUCGUACCGUAUGCUGAAGGUUUGUGCUUUGUUUCACUACCUAUGUGGGCACCCCUGCCUGGCCAUCGGCCACAGUGUAGGUGUAGAGUAAGCAUCACUAGCUUGUGAGACUCUGAGUAUUAAUUUGAAACCCUUGUUAUACUGCCCUCCAUAAUUCUUACUUGGAGAUUUUUUUCUUACUCUAAAACUUAGAGAAUAAGGUCUGUUUUAUAAUGUAAUUAGCUUUUUGCUAUCUUUCAAAUGGUCUUAAGUUUAUUAAAACAGAAUUCCUAAUUGAAACUCUGAGAUAUAUUAAUGUUAAGAAGUCCCAAAGGUAAAGAAUCAUACCAUGUCAUUCUCACACAGAAAUCUUCAAAUAAAUGCAUGAUGCUUUUGUUCUAAAUCAAUAGCUAAGUCAGUUUUAUUUCCUUGAUUCUCUCACUCGCUCCUAACUUAAAACAAAACCCCCACACUGAAUUCCAGUAUACCAAGGGUUACAAUAAUUUUAGUUUUUCAAAAGUUUAAGAUUUCCUAUAGUUUAGGUGCCAGAUGGGCACUGGGUGUUUGUUUUUAUGCCAGAUUUUCUUGUUCUUGUUAUAUUUUCUAGAAUAUCUCAAAAUAAUGAACUCUUCUCUCUGUUGUGUGUGUGACUUUUGUAGUGGAGAAGGCACAUGCAAACCUCCCAGAUGGCUGGACACAGUGGGUGCUCUGCAGCUGCAGGCUCUAGACUCUAACUAAACCAGCGAGCACUCGAGCCCCCAAGUGUUCUCCUGCUGUCACCAUUUGUUAACUGCAUUUUCUCUCUUUUUACGUUUUAGGCUGUUAAAGUAAUUUGACAGAAAAAAAAAUGAGCAGGUUUUUGGAUCUAAAAAAGCCGCUGUGACAGGACAGCACAAUUUUAAUGCCACUUUGUAAAACUUUUCUAAGGCAUAUUUUACACUUAGUUUGUUCCCAGUGAACUGCUGUUUGGUUUGCUUUUGGUAACUAUAUAUAUAUAUAUCUAUUGGUAAAAUCAUUGCCAUGAUAUACUUACUGAAUUCUAACAUAAUAGCUUAAUAAACUGUCCAGGAUCUACAUGCUUUUCCCUUCAUUUAAUAAACUGGUCAGUGGAAGCAGUAUCUUGUAAUUGUUGCUUUUUAGAUGCUUCUAAGAUAAUUGAAGACAAAUGUGAAGAUUUGCCAUCAUAACUUUGUGAAAGUUGUGAAAUGUCUAAUCAUAGAGAAUUGCCUCGUCUUUUAUAAAGAACUUAUAUUCAGAGAUGAGUUACGGCAUGCUAUUUUGGUAACAUUAUAUCUAUCUCCAAGGUAUUAACAUAUAUGAGAUGUGAGGCUAGUUCAAUGUUUCUAUGAAAGAAAAGACAGAAGCUGAUUUAGUAUGUUUUGGAUAAGCAAUUCCUUUUAUUUCAGUGUGCUUUUUAUAAGAUAAGACUUAACCACCACCUUAAAUCAACAGAGAACUUACAGAACUCAAUUCAGGAUGAGUAAAGUAGACAGUAGGUCUUGAAACGGUCAUGCCAUGUGAGUAAUGUGCAGAGUGCUUCAGUUAGCUGUAAAUGUUAUGAGCCUGGGAUGGAAUAUCGUAUGUCAUAUAAUUGGGGUUUUAUGACUAAAUAUUUUAAGCCAUAGUAAUUUUUGUAGAUGUGUUUUUGAAAGUGAAGUUUUGGGGAGUGUAUAUAGAGCUAUAGAAAUAUUUAGUUCAGAAAUCUGAUUUUGCUGCUUUUAAUUUGUGGUAUGAUGUGCUGUAUUAAUGUUACCUCCACAAGUAAACUGAUGUGUUCGAUCCCUUUGUCGCCAUUCACUCUGGUUUUAGCCUUAACACUUUGGUGUUGGCUCUUGGUCAGUGUGUUAGAGCAAUAGACCAAAAGUAUACGGUAAGAAUAGUCUUACUUAGUAAAAUGUAGAGAUAGCUGGAUGUGGAAGGUGCUCUUAGUAGUAAUGGAUUUGGGGGCAUCUAGGUUCCUUGGUUAAUGUUUGUUUCUUUUGUCUGUUUCUUUUUCUUUCAUUUCUACACAUUCAUGCAGUAUUUCAUGGUUCUAUCAAAGCAGCAGUAAAAAAAAUACUCUUGACGCAUGAAAAUUAACUGUUCUUUUCCCUGGUUCAGCCUGAACUAUAUACCAGGCCCUGCUGAAAAUACCACCCAACAGUUUUCUUCUGCAGCUUAUCCAGUUUCUCUUAAGUGCCCUGUACAUAUUGUAUGUUUUAUGAUGAGAUGCAGUUUCUUAAUAUGUAUUACAGAAAUACUACUGGUAUUUGCAAAUAUUUAGUUUAAUUGUAUUAUUGAACUCUCAUUUUGGGGGCUUGGGCACAUUAACAGAUUAAUCCAUCUGUAUAGGGCUUUUGCUGUUGGAUAGAAUUUAAAUUGUCUACAUAAUUGUCUUAGGACCUUUAGAUUUUAUCUGAAUACACAGAUUAGGCUUUAAAAGCAGGCAUACAUGUGGUUUUGGGCUUAAGGAGUUUUGGACAAGUGAGAUAUUGAACUGACACUACAUAGCAACAUUUUUUGAUAUGGUUAGCAUGGCACAUAUUGGAACCUAGAGCAUUUUACUGUACAGGUAAGGAAUGUGCCAUGUUUUACCUAUUCUCUCUCUUUCUCUCUCUCUCUACCUCCCUCACUCCCCCCUCUUCCCCAAACUCUCCCUACACACAUUUCCCCUGUGUAUUCAGAGACCUUCAGAAACAUUCAUAGUCAUGUCAUGAGUCAGCAAAAGCCCUACUCUUGAUUCCAACGUAAUAUUUCCUUUACAUACUUUCCUUCUUUUAAUUUUUACAAAAUUUGUAUGGUAGGUGUAAAGAAAAUCAUAGUGACUGUACCAUAUUAUUAACCCCUAAAUCAAACUUUUUUUGUCUUGUGUAUCUUGAUUUUUCUGUGUGCUUUAUAGUGAAGCAGCCGACACGAGUCGUUGUUCAUAAAACAGCUUUUGAAAGUUGAGAGCACACCCCUGGAGAACCGACUGUGCUUGCUUACGUUUGGUUCAUGACUUAAAAAUCGAGUACAGGAGUUAUUCCUGAUGAGACUAAGGCUUUGUCUCUAUUGGCACCCGCUAAUGCAGUGGCAGGUCUUCUGCCUGGUGGUGGACUCCUGCCUACCCCCAACCCACUUACCCAGAUUGGCGCUGUUCCCCUGGCUGCAUUGGGAGCUCCAGCUCUUGAUCCUGCCCUUGCUGCUCUUGGGCUUCCAGGAACAAACUUGAACUCUCAGUCUCUUGCUGCAGACCAGCUGUUGAAGCUUAUGAGUACUGUUGAUCCCAAAUUGAAUCAUGUAGCUGCUGGUCUUGUUUCACCAAGUCUGAAGUCAGACACCUCUAGUAAAGAAAUAGAGGAAGCCAUGAAGCGGGUGCGUGAGGCCCAGUCCCUGAUUUCUGCCGCUAUUGAGCCAGACAAGAAGGAAGAGAAGAGAAGACAUUCGAGAUCAAGGUCACGCUCAAGAAGGAGGAGGACCCCUUCGUCGUCCAGACACAGGCGGUCACGAAGCCGGUCAAGGAGGCGAUCACACUCUAAGUCCAGAAGUAGAAGGAGAUCCAAAAGUCCAAGACGGAGACGAUCUCAUUCCAGAGAGAGGGGUAGAAGGUCAAGGAGCACGUCCAAAGCCAGAGACAAAAAGAAAGAAGAUAAAGAAAAGAAACGUUCCAAAACCCCACCAAAAAGCUACAGUACAGCCAGACGUUCUCGGAGUGCAAGCAGGGAGAGACGUCGGCGGCGAAGCAGGAGUGGUACAAGGUCUCCUAAAAAGCCCAGGUCUCCUAAAAGAAAGCUGUCCCGUUCACCAUCCCCACGGAGACAUAAAAAAGAGAAGAAGAAAGAUAAGGACAAAGAAAGAAGCAGAGAUGAAAGGGAACGAUCAACAAGUAAAAAGAAGAGGAGCAAAGACAAGGAGAAGGAGCGGGAAAGGAAGUCUGAGAGCGACAAAGACAUCAAACAGGUGACACGGGAUUAUGAUGAAGAGGAGCAGGGCUAUGACAGCGAGAAGGAGAAGAAGGAGGAGAAGAGACCAACAGAAGCAAUGUCCCCUAAAACCAAGGAGUGCUCUGUGGAGAAGGGGGUGGCUGACCUGCGAGAGUCCAAAGUGAACGGGGAUGAUCACCACGAAGAAGACAUGGAUAUGAGUGACUGAGCCCCUGAAGCUGGCUGCAGACGGGCCUCGGUAUCAUUCCUCAUGAUACCUAAUGCUGUGUGUGUUCAUCUCACCUAGGUGUAUACAGCUGCACAUUACCAAUGGCUGCAGAACACCCAAUUGUGAUCUCUAGUUCUUUACAACAAAAGCUUUUAGAAAGUGGUACCUGGGUGACCAGCACUGCCAUGGUGAUAAUCCAUUUGCGUGACCAAGCAGCUGUGCAACUGCUGCUUCCAACACAAAUGAACAGCUGCAUGCAUCUCCAGCAGGCAUGGAUUUGUCUCUGUCGUAUGAUCCUCAGUGCGUUCACUUAGAGUAUUUCUAGAGUUUGAGUCCUUGCCGUGAUAGAGCCAUGUAGGGAAUGCACUGAUUGCAUGUUACCCCAAAUGUCAUGAAACCCUCCAACAUGGGGACCCACUUAAUGGUCUUACUUGUUGACAUGACAAAUUAACAUUCUUAGAGUUACAUCUGGAAACAAGCAUUUGUGAUAGAUAAGCCUUUUGAAAAGCCUUGUGGCUAAAUUUUUGUGGCUUUGUUUAACUUUCAAAGGUUAUAUAUGCACUAACCUUUUUUUGAUGGCUAAGUAGGCUUUAAAUUACAGAAAAAAAAUUUCAAAUAAAACUGGCUGUAAAAUAUGAUGUUUUGAAUUAGAGUUGUUCACAUUUUCAUAGCUACUUUUGUUCCCAAUAAUUUAUUUCACAUCUCUACCAGUGAAUACAACCUGCUUAUCUAGCCCAUCACUAGAAGAAAAUGACCUCGUCCUGAUUUUCAUUUUUCAACUUUUUUUAGUUUUAAAGCUUACUGUUUGAACAAAAAGAGGUGGUGGUGCAUUUGAAAUUGACCUUAAUGUGCUUUUAAAAUAUGACAAAUCUUGAUAAUGUACUAUUUGAUCUCAAGUUGUACAAAACCAAUAAAUUUGUGUUACUUUGAUUGCAGUAGUAUCUUAUGCAGUGAUUCCAUGUUAUAUGCAGACUAGGUAACUGUUUUCUUAGUUACAGAAGUUAAAAGCUUCACUUUUGUGCAGUAAAAAACAAAAGUAGGCUACCGUCUGUGCCAUGUUGAUGUACAGUUUCUGAAAUUGUUUUACAGGACUUUGAUAAUAAAACCCUUAAACUCACAAGUCACGCUCCUGUAGAACUGCAUUGUGUUUAUUCACACGUUGAAUGUACGGCAUUACUUCAUCAGUCUUCAGACCAGUUUCUUCCCUUCUGCAUGUUCAAGCACAGUAGCUAAAUGGAGUACACCACCUCAGGGUAGAUGCCCGCAAAAUUGUCAACAAAAACCUUCUAAAUUAUGGCUUGUGUUUUGGAUGUAGGACUGGGGUCGUGCAAGUGUCUUGGGGAUAAAUAUGAUCUCACCUAUACCUAGUAAAUUUAUAUUUUCAUUGAAAUUACAGAAAUUUGCCUUUUCUGAAAUAGUAUGGAAGUUGUUGAUCGAAUGUUUGUAUUGUAUUGCCAAACUAGAUAAUGGCUAGUGUUGGGUGGCUGAGAGAGAGAUUGAGACUGGGAUUUGUAGUGUUCAAGUUUUGAAUAUAAAUUAUUAAAUAAAUUGAAUGCUCUAUAGAAAUGCAGCAUUUGUACAGUUUGUAGUUGAGUAACUUUUUAAGAAAGAUUUUAUGAACCGGAAUUUGGUCUGUGACAAAUACAUCAAAUUCCAUUCGUGAUCUGAAUAGCCACUACAUUUUUAAAACAAAGCUGAAUGUAGCUGACAUAUGCUUAAAACUUUAGCUGAUAAAAGGAAGGACCAUGUGGUGGCAUGACCACCGGUCUGGAAGAAACAAGUAAAAUACUGGCAGUUCCCAGAGCAAAUCAAUAUCCAAAGUUCAUUCCGUUGCCUGUGACCUCUUAAUGCAGACAUUCACUUUUCUACAGCUUCAGUUUAAAGCUAGUGCCAGUGACUUAAGAUGUCACCAGAAGGCAGCUUUAUUUAGGACACUUCUCGGUUGGUGCUGCUGCUCUGGCAGUUCAUGCCUCUUAGCUGACGAACAGUUGGACCCAAGUGGACACUGCCACCACAUUGAGUUCUCU